CUAAUAACCAGACAGUCAUACCCUUGACUUCUCUCUCUCUCUCUCUCUCUCUCCCCAAAUCAACCAUGGAGGGAGCCAUAGAUCUACCGUCAGGCUUCAUCCCCAGCUCUCUUUCACAAUCAACCAUUCUUGGCAUCUAUGGCCUCUCCUCUCUCCUCAUCGUCUCUCUCCUUUGGCUUCUCUCUCUCCGUUUACCAAAACUAUCAACAACCGAUCGCCUCCUCAUGUGCUGGUUCAUUUUCACAGGCCUCACCCACAUAAUCUUCGAAGGCUACUUUGUUUUCUCACCACAAUUUUACAAAGACAAGACUGGUUUUUUCAUAGCAGAGGUUUGGAAAGAGUACUCCAAAGGUGAUUCAAGGUAUGCAUUGAGAGAAUCUAAUGUUGUUUCCAUUGAAAUAAUCACUGUUUCUUUGGUGGGUCCAGCUUGUCUUCUUGCUUUGUAUGCUAUUGCCACAAGAAAGUCAUACAGCUACAUACUUCAAUUGGUGAUUUCAAUGGCUCAUCUCUAUGGGCUUGUUGUGUAUUAUUUGACUUCUUACUUGGAUGGAGAUAAGUUUGCAGAGAGUUUGUAUUACUAUUAUGCUUACUUUGUCAUUGCGAAUGCUGCUUGGUUUGUCAUACCUUGUCUCAUAGUGGUUCGGUGUUGGAACAAGAUAUGUGGAGCUUGCAAGGCCCAACAACAAGGACAGAGUAAGAGCAAAGUUUACUGAUUUGGCGUAUAGAGUUUAGAGACUGGGUUGUUUGGAUUUGUUUUUGUACUUUGAGAUUGUUUUCUUCCUAUGUAUUUUAUUUUCUAGAGUGGAUGUGCUUGACUUGAUUAGUUUAAUCUACUUUGCUUGAGUGGAAUCAAAACUAAAACAAAAUAAAAUGAAUAACUCUUCUUUUUCCUCUGUUC
Messenger RNA from Camellia sinensis, 898 nucleotides. RefSeq names its product putative 3-beta-hydroxysteroid-Delta(8),Delta(7)-isomerase. Lineage: Eukaryota; Viridiplantae; Streptophyta; Magnoliopsida; Ericales; Theaceae. Gene Ontology annotation, biological process: sterol biosynthetic process. Gene Ontology annotation, cellular component: membrane; endoplasmic reticulum. Gene Ontology annotation, molecular function: steroid Delta-isomerase activity; C-8 sterol isomerase activity; cholestenol delta-isomerase activity. The record is from RefSeq and is a predicted model, not a curated record.